UUGUAUUUGUUAUCAGUGAAUAUUUAAAGAAUCAAAGUAAACUAUAAUUACAAUUGCAGAUAAGAUGUACUAUUUAAUUCAUUCGGCUUCUUCAUUUGACCCUUCUCAGUCGUACAAUAAACAUGUCGAGUCUAGUAAAAAAGUCUAUAUUACUUACAAAAUUAAUAAAACAUGCAAAUUGCGGUACAAAACGACUUAGUUCGCACUUUACUUACUUCCCUGACAAUGAGAAACCCGUGGAAGGUGAUACAACAAGAAUGAACAUGAUGCAAGCCAUCAACAAUGCAAUGGACCUCACCCUAAAGAAUGACCCCACCGCGGUGGUGUUCGGUGAAGACGUAGCUUUUGGUGGAGUUUUCAGAUGUGCAUUGGGAUUGCAGGAGAAAUAUGGCAAGGACCGAGUGUUCAACACUCCAUUAUGUGAGCAGGGUAUUGCAGGCUUCGGCAUUGGCCUGGCCACAGCGGGAGCGACGGCUAUAGCUGAGAUACAGUUUGCUGAUUACAUAUUUCCAGCUUUUGAUCAGCUAGUGAACGAGGCAGCAAAGGCCCGGUAUCGUUCUGGGGGUCAGUACGCGUGCGGGGGACUGACUGUCCGGGCUCCCGGCGGAGCCGUGGGUCACGGGGGGCUGUACCACUCGCAGUCACCAGAGGGACUGUUCGCACACGUGCCCGGACUCAGAGUGGUGGUGCCCCGAGGUCCAAUUGCAGCCAAGGGUCUCUUACUGUCCUGCAUACGAGAAAAGGAUCCAUGCAUAUUCCUGGAGCCGAAGAUCUUGUACCGGUCUGCGACUGAAGAUGUGCCAGUUGAGGAUUAUACGCUCCCACUGGGCAGAGCACAAGUCUUGAGAGAAGGUGACGCGGUGACGCUGGUAGCAUGGGGUACUCAAAUCCACGUGCUGCUGGAAGUGGCCCAAAUGGCCGAAGAGAAGCUGGGCGUCCGCUGCGAAGUUAUAGAUCUGCAAUCGAUAUUGCCGUGGGACGAGGAGACAGUUUGUAAUUCAGUUAAGAAAACCGGCCGCUGUUUGAUAGCCCAUGAAGCGCCCUUAACUUCAGGUUUUGGCGCUGAAAUCGCUGCUACUGUGCAGGAAGAGUGUUUCCUGCAUCUGGAGGCCCCUAUAAGCCGCGUAGCCGGCUGGGAUUCUCCCUUCCCCCACGUGUUUGAACCUUUCUACUUGCCCGGCGUUCCGCGAUGCUACCACGAACUGCAACGACUUUUAGACUACUGAUCAUAUUCAACUUGCAGGAGGGGGAGGGUAUUGUUAUAUGGACAGAUAACCCCGUUGCUAGCAAUGUACCAUGUCAGGUUGACCACUAUGUGGUUUACUCUCUGGAAACCAUUGUGAUUCAUGGUGGAUUUAGCAUGAUGGGCUAACUGACCUGUCCUUGCUCAUCCUAUUAUUUACCACUGGUGUCCAGCUAGUGUAAAUCGUUAGAGCAGAUGAAUACACCAUUCUAUUAUCAUCCAUAAGAAAACAACUCAACAAGCAUGUUAUUCUAGUGUUAUUUUCAAAUAAAUUCGCCUUAAAAUCAAACCGGAAAAUUCUAGAAAGGGCUGCCGCUUUUCUCUGUCCUUGUAUAUAUAUUUUUAAUGGAUGAUAAUGAAAUGGUUCUCCCAUCUUCGUUAACUGUUAGCGAUGGUGGGGAACCAGUAAAGGAUGAUGAUGAUGUCGGGUUAGUUAGCCCAACACGAUCAAUUUACCAGGAGUGUGUCGUGAUGGUUUCCAGGGAGAACCGCAUAGUGGUCAAAAUGACAUGGUACAUUGCUUGCAUGUACAUGGUCGUCAAUGCACAUUACUAACAUUCCCCUUUCCUCCCGCUAUUCUAGUGUUAUAAGCACCAAGUAAUAUUAUUCUUCUCAACUCCACUUCUGUCUUGUAAUCUCAGAUGUAAGAAAAUCAACUUAAAAACACCCGUGCAAAGCCGGAAAACAAUAUAUAUACAUGGCGGUAGACUUUAUAGAAACGUCUUCAAGCAACGGUGUUUUCAUACCGAUACGAUAUAGAAACCUUAAAAAGAGCUUAUUUCUUCUUGAAAGGCCGGCAACGCACUUGGAUUUCCGCUGGUGUUGCGAGUGCUUAUGGGCGGUGGUAAUCACUUACCAUCAGCUGAAAGAUGGUCUUUACGAUCAGUCGUAGGUGAUCUUGCCAAUCGUAUAUAUAUUAAUAUGAUAGUAAUAUAUAUAGAGCAAUAAAUAUAUAUAAUAAAAUAAAAUGCCGAAUUAUGUAAUAUUUCCUCUUUAUAAAACGUAGAUUUAUAUCCGGCCCGAAUUUGCACGAGUGGUUUGUUGUUUAUUCUAUUUUAUAUAUAUUUUUAUAUUUUCAAGUUAUAUAUAGUCUGGACUCUGAACUAGGUCGAAACCUGUACUACAGACCUCUAGGCUAAUAUACUUAUAUAGUGUUGUAUAGGUCAUUGUUUUGUUAUUAAUAAUUGUGAAUUUAAAAAUAUUUCUAUGAAAAAUAUGGUAUGGAAACUAAAUAUAAAAGUUGAUACAAAAAUCGUCUAAAUAAUGCACUAUUAAUAGAUACUAGGUCCCUAAUUCUG
Achroia grisella is the source of this 2541-nucleotide messenger RNA. It is a transcript of the gene BckdhB, whose product is annotated as 2-oxoisovalerate dehydrogenase subunit beta, mitochondrial. Gene Ontology annotation, biological process: branched-chain amino acid catabolic process; response to nutrient. The transcript is spliced from 8 exons. Gene Ontology annotation, molecular function: catalytic activity. Bases 123 to 1226 code for a protein of 367 amino acids. Lineage: Eukaryota; Metazoa; Arthropoda; Insecta; Lepidoptera; Pyralidae. The record is from RefSeq and is a predicted model, not a curated record.